Messenger RNA from Helianthus annuus (common sunflower), 1098 nucleotides. Its product is annotated as epoxide hydrolase 4. Bases 23 to 973 code for a protein of 316 amino acids. Gene Ontology annotation, molecular function: catalytic activity. The record is from RefSeq and is a predicted model, not a curated record. NCBI's taxonomy places the organism in Eukaryota, Viridiplantae, Streptophyta, Magnoliopsida, Asterales, Asteraceae. The transcript has 3 exons.
CCCACCAUUCACACAACCAACAAUGGUGAACUUAGUAGCAAUACAACAGCCAUUGAUCAUCCGGUUGAUGAAAAUGGCGGGAGUUCAAACCCACACAGUCGAAAUCGAACCCGGAACCCUCAUGAACUUCUGGCUCCCAAACGAAACCAUCCAGAAACCAAACAAAAAAUCAAAAACAACCACAACCACCAGUCCGAAACCGGACAAGCCCGUCGUGGUGCUAAUCCACGGCUUCGCGGCCGAGGGGAUCGCCACUUGGCAGUUCCAAAUAGGAGCACUCACAAAGAAGUAUUCUGUUUAUGUCCCUGAUCUUCUCUUCUUUGGAGGAUCAAUAUCUGCUAACCAGGACCGAUCACCGAGGUUUCAAGCCGAGUGUUUGGUGAAAGGGCUGAGGAAACUGGGGGUGAACCGGUGUGUGGUGGUGGGGUUUAGUUAUGGUGGGAUGGUGGCUUUUAAGAUGGCGGAAUUGUACCCGGAUAUGGUCCGGGCUAUGGUGAUUUCUGGGUCGAUUCUUGCUAUGACGGAUUCGAUUAGCGAACAGACGCUGAAAGGGUUGGGGUUUUCGUCGUCUUCGGAGCUUUUGUUGCCGGAUUCGGUUAAGGGUUUGAAGGCUUUGUUAUCGGUUGCUACGCAUAAGAAGCUUUGGUUCCCUGAUCGUUUACAUAAGGAUUAUUUGGAGGUUAUGUUUAAUAAUAGGAAGGAGAGAGGUGAGUUGUUGGAGGGUUUGAUUGUUAGCAACAAAGAUACCAUUAUUCCAGAUUUUCCUCAGAGAAUUCAUCUUCUUUGGGGUGAGAAUGAUCAAAUCUUCAAGAUGGAGCUCGCACAGAACAUGAAAUGGCAAUUAGGAGAGAAUACAAGUGUUGAAGGGAUAAGCAAGGCAGGGCAUCUUGUUCAUAUAGAACGACCAUGUGUCUACACUAGAUGCUUGAAGAAGUUCCUUGCCUCCUUACCAGCCGAUGAACCACAAAAAUAACCUUAGUAUCAUCAUCAUCAUGUGUCAAAUCUAUGUUGAUUAAUUGUUUAUUCAAGUGAGUGUUCUUGUAUCAUUGUGUGCUUCAAACUAUUGUGGAAAUAAAGUGAAUGGUUCAUUGGUUUGUA